Seminavis robusta is the source of this 759-nucleotide messenger RNA. Lineage: Eukaryota; Bacillariophyta; Bacillariophyceae; Naviculales; Naviculaceae. The record is from the annotation of a GenBank genome assembly.
UCGACCUCAACUUGCCAAGAAGGAACCAAAAGAGGCAAAUCGAAUGUAUGCAUCGUUCACAAUUUUGCCAGAGACCUAAUUUCCACCAUGAAGACCGCUAUCCUUGCUUCCCUUAUCGCCACUGCCGCUGCUUUCGCUCCUGCCAAGGAGGGUGCCCGCAGCACCGCCUUGAAUGCGUUCGAGGAUGCCCUUGGAGCCACUGCUCCUCUUGGCUUCUACGAUCCCCUUGGCCUUGUCGCUGAUGGAGACCAAGAAAAGUUCGACCGUCUUCGUUACGUCGAGAUCAAGCAUGGACGUAUCUCCAUGCUUGCCGUUGUUGGGUACUUGUUCACCGAGGCUGGUGUUCGUCUUCCUGGCCAAAUCAGCUACGAUGGAACCACCUUUGCUGACAUCCCAGGUGGUUUCGAUGCCCUUGGUGCCAUCCCAGCUGUUGGUCUCUACCAAAUUGUUGGCUUCAUCUUUGCUCUUGAGUAUGGAUUCAUGAAGGAUGUCGGUGUCGGUGAAUUCCCAGGUGACUUCCGCAAUGGAUUCAUUGACUUUGGAUGGGACAAGUUUGAUGAGGAGACCAAGCUCCAGAAGCGAACCAUUGAAUUGAACCAAGGCCGUGCCGCCCAAAUGGGAAUCCUUGGAAUCAUGGUCCACGAGAAGUUGGGAGUUGACAUUGUCCCCCCUCACCUUUAAGCAAAGACGACGACGCCGCUAGUCGACCUUGUUCAUAGAUCUCUUGAUCGAUGUAAUUUAAUGCUUGGUUACAUUGGC